AUGGCGGAGCGGUACGGCAUAGAGGAGUAUGGGCGGCACAUGGAUUUGGCAGUAUCUGCCUUGGAGAAAGAGAAGAGGCUGCGACAGAUGGCGGGCAAUGAUUCGCGUCCUUCACGCAAGGAGAGGAAGAAGCUUGCUCGGCAGGGGAAGGAAGGGGGGGGGCAGGGGAAGAAGCAGCAGGGGAAAGGGGAGGGGUGGAAGCAGCAGGGGAAAGGGGAGGGGUGGAAGCAGCAGGGGUUGGUGCGGGUUGCGGGCCACACAGAGGGGCAGAGGGGACAAGAUGAUAAAGGGAGGGACAGGGAGAGAGAACGAGAGUGGGAUAGGGAUAGGGAGAGGAGAAGGGAAGGGGACAGGGAGAAGGAGAGGAGGAGAGGAGACGACGAGGAGAGGAGGAGAGGAGGCGAGGAGGAGAGGAGGAGGGGGUACGGUGGAGAGCGGUUUGAGAGGGGUUCAAGUGGUGGAGAUAUCUCGGUUGGUUCCGCUUCACCUGCCUCUUCCAAGCUGUCGCCAGCUGUCAGCCGUCGCUUGCUUGCACCAUCUACAUUACCUCGAGUGGGAGGGACAGGCAAGGGAGCGGAGGGAGGGGCUAAAGAGACCCCGCAGGAGAGGCUGAAGCGGCUGAUGGCGAAGCAGCUGAACAAACACAUCAAGAAAGACACAGCAGCAGAGAAAGCGAAGAAGCAGGAGCAGGAGAGAUUGAAAGCAGCUGACCUCCGUUUUCCCUGGGUCUGUUACACCAUGUUUGUUCUCCCAUGCUUUGCCCCAUGUCUGUUACCGUGCUCCCAUCCCAUGUUUGUGUGUGGCAGUCAAGAAGGAUACAGCAGCAGAGAAAGCGAUGAAAGAGGAGCAGGAGAGGUUGAAGCGAGCCAAGCUUUUCCGUUUGCCCUGUGUCCAUUCCUCCACGUUUGUUCUUCCAUGGUUCUCCCGUACCUGUUUGUGUGUAGCAGUCAAGAAAGACACAGCAGCAGAGAAAGCGAAGAAGGAGGAGCAGGAGAGGUUGAAGCGAGCUAA
Molecule: messenger RNA, 1011 nt
Organism: Closterium sp. Yama58-4
Lineage: Eukaryota; Viridiplantae; Streptophyta; Zygnematophyceae; Desmidiales; Closteriaceae
Source: the annotation of a GenBank genome assembly